AUGUUGAUUAUCCUUGGUGACUUCAACGCCCGCGCCGGCACAGACAAUGCUGUCUGGAUAGGGGUGCUGGGUCCCCAUGAUCUCGAUGGCUUCAACGACAAUGGCCUGCUCCUCCUACGAACCUGUGCAGAACACCGUCUCGGACUCGGGCCGACAAGCCAGCACCGCAUCAAUUACGACCCCAGCGGUGAUUGCGAGAACUGUUACUUGCAGCGCGCAUAUGGUCCCACGGCAGCCACGUGCUAUAAAUACUGCACUCCUGUUGCCACCAUCAUAUUUAUCUGCGAAUGCCUCUGAUGAUGGAUUCGAGUGAGAAUCCGAAACGUCAGGCAAAUAAAUUUCUUGUUCCAAUGAUCGUAUCUUCAUCUUCUAAGCCGUCUCAUCCUGAACAACACCUUCUUCCGCCUCCCGAUACCAGAGAAGGCCACCUGGAUGCAUUCUCGAUCGCGACACUGGCACCUGUUAGACUAUGUCAUCGUCCGUAGGCGAGACCAGGGGGACGUGCUGGUAACAAAAGCGAUUCCGGGUGCUGAUGAAUUGACCGAUCUCCGAGAUGCGGAUUCGUCUAGAGCCGCGCAAGAGACUUCAAGGUAAGCGACUCCUAAGUAAGCUGAAUAUUUCUCUGUUGUCUUUGUCUGCUAAUUAUCUCCAUUUCAGCACCGAGCUAACUCGACGGCUAGAUAGCCUUCCAGUCGCUUCUGCUGCCGUCGCUGACGAGAACUCCUCCGUUGAGAACCGAUGGUGUCAGUUCCGGUACACAGUCCAGUCGACGAUCUUGGCUGUUCUCGGUCGCGCACAUCAUCAACAUCAGGACUGGUUCGAUGACAACGACGCCAUCAUCAGCAACCCGCUCGUCGUGAAGAACCACCUGCACUAA
Spirometra erinaceieuropaei is the source of this 877-nucleotide messenger RNA. The record is from the annotation of a GenBank genome assembly. Lineage: Eukaryota; Metazoa; Platyhelminthes; Cestoda; Diphyllobothriidea; Diphyllobothriidae.